Messenger RNA from Sphaeramia orbicularis (orbiculate cardinalfish), 489 nucleotides. Its product is annotated as 60S acidic ribosomal protein P2-like. The transcript has 5 exons. Gene Ontology annotation, biological process: cytoplasmic translational elongation. The record is from RefSeq and is a predicted model, not a curated record. Bases 118 to 462 code for a protein of 114 amino acids. Gene Ontology annotation, molecular function: structural constituent of ribosome. Gene Ontology annotation, cellular component: ribosome; cytosolic large ribosomal subunit. Lineage: Eukaryota; Metazoa; Chordata; Actinopteri; Kurtiformes; Apogonidae.
ACUUUUGACUUAAAACGUAGAAGAAGAAAGCUUUCUUACCUUUUCUUCCGGUGACGUAACUUCCUUUCCGCUCGUGCUAACCUAGAAGUGAACACGCGUUCGCCUUUGUAGCUCAAGAUGCGUUACGUUGCUGCUUACCUGCUUGCUGCCCUUGGGGGCAAUGAAAACCCUGAGUCCAAGGACAUCAAGAAGAUCCUGGAGAGCGUUGGUAUCGAGGCUGAUGACACACGCCUGGAAAAGGUCGUCUCUGAGCUUAAGGGCAAGAAUGUGGAGGAGGUGAUCGCCACAGGUUACGGUAAGCUGGCCAGCGUGCCGGCAGGCGGUGCUGUCGCUGUUGCCAGUUCUGCAGCUUCAGGCGCAGGUGGAGCCGCCGCCCCUGCUGCAGCUGAGGAGAAGAAGGAAGAGAAGAAGGAAGAGUCUGAGGAGUCCGAUGACGACAUGGGAUUCGGCCUGUUCGACUAAACUUUUUCAAAUGAAUAAAUUUCUAUA